This is a messenger RNA of Plasmodium relictum, 3216 nucleotides long. RefSeq names its product phosphatidylinositol-4-phosphate 5-kinase, putative. Bases 1 to 3216 code for a protein of 1071 amino acids. NCBI's taxonomy places the organism in Eukaryota, Apicomplexa, Aconoidasida, Haemosporida, Plasmodiidae. The record is from RefSeq and is a predicted model, not a curated record. The transcript has a single exon.
AUGGGAAAUAAAUGUAGCUGCGCAGAAAUAAGUAAUGAUAAAUUAAAAAUAUUGAAUAGUGAAGAUGACAUAACACUAAAUGAUUUUGACUUAGAUUUAAAACAACUAGAAACUCAAUUAUAUGAAAAUGAUGAAGAAAAUUAUUUUUAUCGUUUUCAAAAUAAAAACAUUAUAAUGAACUUAGAUAUAAAAAAUGAAGAAGAAAAAAAAAGAAAUGGAAACAACGAAAGAAAAUGUACUAUAAAUGUUAAAAGAAUAUUAAUGUACAUAAAAGAACAUGAGAAAGAUUUUCUUACGUUUUUUAAGGAAAUAAAUGUAACAAGCUUAAUUUUUUUAAAAUAUUUAAUUAUGAAUUAUACAGCACAUAUAAUAUAUAUUGACACAGAUGUUAUAUAUAUAGGUGAAGUUAGUGAAAAAAAUGAGAAAAAUGGAUUGGGUAUAAUAAUAACACCAGACCAAUGUAUAUAUAUAGGAGAAUUUGAAAAAGAUAAAAUAACCGGUUUUGGAUUGUAUGUUCAUUUUUCAAGAAGUAAAUAUAUUGGAUACUGGAAAAAUGGAAAGGCAAAUAAUUACGGCGUAUUUAUACAUCCUGAUGGUACUUUUUAUAAGGGAUUUUGGUUAAAUGAUAAACAAAAUAAAAAAGGAAUUGAAUAUGUAAAUAACAAUUAUGUAUUUUUAGGAAAUUAUGCAGAAGGAGAAAAAAAUGGCUUUGGUGCUUUUAUAUGGAAUAAUGAAUCUAUGUACAUUGGUAAUAUAAAAAAUAAUUCUUUUUUUAAAAGAGGUAUUUACUUUUUUAAUAGAAGUAAAAUUUAUAUUGGAAAGUGGAGGUAUAAUUGCAUUCAAGGAGAAUGUGAAAUAUUUUGGUUAGAUAAUAGACAAUUUGUUGGUUUUCAUAAUAACAAUUUAAAGGAAGGAUUAGGAAUUUAUAAGUGGAAUGAUGGUAGAAUUUACUUUGGAAAUUGGUUAAAUAAUAAGCAACAUGGUCAUGGGAUAUUUAUUUUGAUUAAACAUUUAAAAGAUUAUGAGAAAUAUAUAAAUAAUUCAUUUCUGCUUUUUUUUAAAAACACACAAAAAAUUAAAAAAGAAUUUUUAUUAAAUCUUUCAAAAGAAUCUUUCUUUGACAAAGGAAAGGUCAAAGAUUUACUUGAAAGAAUUACGAAAAAGUGUAAUAACUAUGAUUUUUAUAAUUUCCUAAUUAUCCUACUAAAUAUCAAUUAUUAUAAGAUGUGCUCUAAAUAUUUUAACUUAUUGAAAAAAAAAAAAUUGAAUAACUUUAAAUUUAAUUAUAAAUUUUAUGAGAAAAUAAAGUUUUAUCUUUGUUCUACUACUAAUGAUUAUUUAAAUAAGCAAAAUCUUAAUGAAAGCAUAAAAUCAAUUAAAAAAUAUUCCUCUAACAAAAAAGAUUUAUCAUUACAUAGUGAUAAUGAGAAGAAAUUGUACAUAAAUAAUAACAAAAUUGAAGAUAUAAAUAAUAACAGCAAAAUUACAAACAAAAUAGAAAAAGAUGAAAAAAAAAAAAUAAAUAAAAUCGAUAAAGAGGAAAAUAAUAAAUAUAUUUCAUUAGAUAGUAAUAAUGAUCAUAUUAAAAAUAAAAACUAUAAAAAAUAUUCAGUAAAUAAUAAUGAUAUGAAUAAAUAUAAUUUUUCAUCUAGUGAUAAUAAUGAAGAGGUAAGCUUAGAAAAUAAUAAAGAAAAAUAUUUUGAAGAUAUUGAACUUUUGUUGACAUAUUUAAAUUCAAUUAAUUUAAAUGAUAUGAAUGAAAGUGAUAUAAAUUUAUUUAACCCUAUAUUUACAUAUGGUUCAAAUAAUAUUAUUCUUAAAUAUGGAAAGUGGAAAAAUGGAAAAUUAAAAAAAUGGAUAUAUUCCAGUGGAAAUUCUAAAUAUAGAACAAGAAGCAUAAGUAAUAAAACAAAUAACAAUCCUAAUUUGUCAAUAGAAAAAAAAAAUACAACUGAAUUAUUUUAUGACAAUAAUUAUAAUGUAAUUAAUAAAUUUUUAAAUAAUUUAUCAUCUUCUGCUAUUAGUGAUAUAUAUAAACAAAAAAAAAAAAAAAAAAAAAAACAUUAUUUGAUGAAAUCAAAUAGUAAAGAAGAAAAUUAUGACGCAGAUAUUGAGCAAGAUAAAAAAGAACAGAAAAAAAAGAAAAAAAGUAGCAACAAAGAAAAUGAAGAUGAUGAGAAAGAAAAGGACGAGGAUGAGGAAGUGGAAGAAGAGGAGGAAGAAGUUUAUAGUAAAGAAAAGCUUAAAAAAGAACAAAGUGAAGGUGAUAUGGAUGAUGAAGAAGAAAAAAUAAGUGAGGAAGAAUAUGAAAAAGAGUUGCAGAAAAAUCAUUCGUCUUAUAUUUCUACAGGAAAUAUAGACAAUAAAAUAUCACUUCACGAAAAGGCUUUAAUUCAGCACAAUAGGAAUACUUUGUCUGAUAAAAGCGAUUAUGAAAAAAAAAAUAAAAAAGCACUUAAAAAACUAAAUAACAGCAAUUCAAAUAAUACUAAUUCUACUAUUUCAACAAAAAAUAACUCAAGUUCUUUUUUAAGUAAGAACAUGAGUAGUAUUAAUUUAUCAUUUACAGAAAGUAAUAAAGAAAAAAUUAAUUAUAACGAAAAUAAAACACACUGUAAUACGAAAGGUGAAAAUAGCAAUAAUAAUCACGAUUUAUUUUACGAAAAUACUAUUACAAAAAAUAGUAAAAAUCUAGAUAGCAAAAAUUUUACAAGUGCACUUAGUAAUGAAAGUAAGAUUUGUAAUAAAGAAGAAAAAAAUUACAUUGUUAAAAGUAUCUAUAGCAUAAAAAAUAAAGUUACCAUUGAAAGUAAAAGCUUAGAAGAAGAAAAAGAGAAGGGAAAUAUCAUAGCAAAAGAAAGAAUUAAACUAUUGAAAGAAGAAGAAAUUAAUGAAAGUAGUUCAUAUGAAGAUGAUAAAAUAAUAAAUGAAAAAGAACCUAAAAAACAUAAAAAAAAAAGAGAAAAUAAAGUUGCCCCCAUUAAAUCAAAAAAUUAUGAUUUACCAAAAAAGGGUUUUUCAUUAAUAUGGAAUAUGAAAAAAUUAAAAAAUGCACCUUUUUCAACUAACGAAAAUAUUAUAUUUGAAUCAGAUAAGAAUCGUAAUGUUGAACAAAAUAACCCUUUAGUAAAAUCUCAACAAAAAAAAAAAUCAUUUUUCAGAAAAUUUCUCAAGGCCAAUAAGUACAAAAAAAAAAAUAAAGCAAUAGAGUAUUAA